CUAGAAUAAAAACCACCGGUGACGUGCGCGCAGGGAAGCACCCAGCAGUAUGUGCGCGCCCACGGGAGGGGCCGAUAGAAAAUGGCGAGUCUGUGCAAAAGGCAGCAAUGCACGAUAGAGAGGCGCGGCUUUCGGCAGGAACUUGACUCUUGGAGGCACAAACUCAUUCACUGUGUAGGCUUUGAAAGCAUCUUGGAAGGCUUGUUUGGGCCGGGACUAGUCAAAGACAUCACCCUUUUCCAAGACUGCGAGCCAGAGGAGGUGUCUGACUGGUCCUUUGAUGAAAACUGUCUCUUCUGCUGCUUAAGACGUGAGAAAGUCAAGGAGCACAGCGUGGAGAACGGUGGAGGCAGCCACGUGCUGUCGGAGUGUGAAGACUUCAAACAGGAGCAGUCUCGGAUCAGCCGACUGGAGAGACAGGCUCAAGACUUCCUCAAUGCUGUGUUCCACAGAAAAGACCUCCCAAGUUUCUCAGACCCUCACAUUCCUCUAGUGGCUCGUGAGAUCAUGCAGCGAAUGAUCCGCCAGUUCGCUGCUGAAUAUACCUCAAAAACUACUCAGGACGACCCGCCCCUGCCCAACGGCACCAUGAAGGACCAAAGCCUGCCAAAAGCGGUGUCUCUGGCCCCGGCCCCCAGCUCUCCGCCCGGGCCACUGGCUGCGCCAAACUCUCCUCCAUCAUCUGCCUCCUCCUCUCCAUCCCCGACCCCGGGACAAUGCUUCAGCCCCACCUCCGCUGGUGCUGCCUCAGCACUCGCCUGCACCCAGAGCAGCAACAGUACGGGAGCCAGUAAUGGUGGGGGGGGAGGAGGAGGAGGUACGGCUGCUGCCUCUGCACAGAAUCCCGUCCUCAGCAAGCUUCUCAUGGCCGACCAGGACGGCCCGUUGGACCUCACCGUUAAGAAGAACCAGGCUGAUCCAGAGCCCAGCCAGCACGAUGGCGUCCUAGACCUCUCCACAAAGAAGAACCACAGUGCAGGCAGCCCCAAAGCUUUGCUCAACUUCACCCCCAAACCUGGACUCAAAGGACUUUCAAUCAAAGCAGAUCAUACCCUGCCAGAGGCGGAAGAGGAGGAUGGGCUGCUGCAGAAAAGUUUGCAGGACGCAAUGAGGGAGAACUACGUCAACUCUAACUCCUUCAAGCCCCCACUGGCCCGCUCGCUGCGUAUUAAGGAAGAGCUUCUCAGCCAGAAGCAUCGCCUUCUGAGUCAACCUCCUGCUCUUUCACUGUCUAAUCUAGAGUCAGCUGGCUUGCUCAGUCAUAGCCAGUCCCAUUCCUUGCUUGGCCAAAAGGGUUCUUCUUCAUUUUGGGGAAGUAAGGCUCACCUUGAAAGCCUAAUGAAGCUGAAGCAGGCCAGUGGAGCUUUGAGCGACCUCAAAGACCUGCCUACAUUCCUGGAGCAUCAACACCACAACCACCACGGAGCCUUCGCCUUUAAGAGUUCCCUUCAUCAUCACCACCACAAUCAGGUUUCCAAGGCCCAACAUCAUCACAUUGAAGGAAAGAGAGACCAAGGCCACUCUCCGCCUGUUGACCUGAAAAUCCCCCAGGUUCGGGGCAUGGAUCUUUCCUGGGAUUCCCAUUCCUCUGAGCUUUAUGGCUACGGUGCAAUGGGGGUCGGGGGUGGUGGCCAUGGGGACAACACCCUGAGCCGGAAGCUAAGAGCCAUUCUGCCAAAGCAGAACCGCCGAGGAGGAAGCCUUGGGAGCCUCUUGGAUGGGGCUGCUGAAUAUUGGAACUCAGACUUGGACCACUCAAGUUCUGGGCCGGCGUACUCCAUCUCAGAUGUGGAAGGGGAUCCAAGCUCCAAGCAGCCAAGGAAGAAGAGAGGCCGAUAUCGCCAGUACAACAGUGAGAUUCUGGAGGAGGCCAUAGCUGUAGUGAUGAGCGGGAAGAUGAGCGUGUCCAAGGCACAGAACAUGUAUGGGAUCCCACACAGCACCCUGGAGUACAAGGUCAAGGAGCGCAUGGGGACCCUGAAGAACCCCCCAAAGAAGAAGCUCAAGCUGAUGAUGAAGAUGGAAGCAGGAAGCCAGGAGUUUCCCAACGAGUCAGAGAACACGCCCACUGCAACCCCACGAGGCGACGGUGCAUCGCUAGCAGCUGCCGAGCUCAAGGACAAUGUAAAAGAAGAAAUCGAUGAUGAUUUCAAACCGAUCGACUAAACGACUUACACAUGUAAACCUCAACUGACUUAAGUAAUUUGAAAAUGGAUGGGGCUUUAUUUGUGCCAAUUUACUUUGCAGUAUCUGGGUGAGCACAAAUGCAGGGAUUAUAUGAGGAGGAUUCUUAAACUGGAGAGACACAACUAAUCGGAUGGUUCUUAACUAGUGUCAUUUGAGCGAUGCUAUAGAAGCAUUUGUUCAGCUUUUCUAUUCAGGGGCUUAACAAAUGCAGCUAAAGACAUUAGGUAAAUGACAAUUAUUUACGCAUGCUGAUAAUCCCCAACCCCCCAAAAUUCUCUCCCGUCUUUUAUGAACUUGAUACACUGAAGCAUUGCUGCUUAUAAAUGCAGUCUGCUUUGGAUUAAUAUGAUAAUGAUGGGGAAAAAUAAGGGGAAGGUUGAAAAUUAACUCCUUAGAAGAAGUGACAAAUUGGUCCCUUUAUCACUCCCCUCUUGCUCAUCAAGUACUAGCUCAAAAUUGCAACUGUAAGGUUUAAUUGUACCAUUGAUAUUCCUCAGUUAGGGUUCGGAAUCAAACCCACUCUCUUAUUGCCAGGUAGCCAUGACGCUUUAACUGAAAAUCCUUUUCUUUCCUCCUUCAAAUAUUCUGCUAAUUUCUGUGCGGACGAAAAGCAAGAAUAACCCAUCCUUUUUAUGAACGAGAAGACACAAAAGUCAUUCAGGGAUGCAUGUUUGUGAGUUUCGUGGACACUACUGACUUCUGUAAUCGACUUCUUUUCCUCUAUCUUUUCGUUUGAUUUGUUUUGCUUUCUUUUGCACUACAUUUUGAGUCUGGCGCUUACAGACCAGGUUACCUCGGCAUUGUUGCCCAUGCAUCAUGCACUUAUUAUGGUCUGUCUCUGAAGCCCAGUCACAACUUUGCAAAGGGUCAGAGGUGCACAUCGCCUGCAUACGCUGAUUCAUAUUCAGAUGCAGGAGGCUUCUUUAACCCUCUUUUUUGCCAAGGGACAAUUUAAGGGGUGAUCUGCUUAUGGAUCAGCGGGGGGUUUUUAAGGCGGAAUGCUACCUCACGGACCUCCAUCAGUCUCUCACUGCUGAUCCUGGAAAGCCGGAGCCACCCGCAAACGGUGACUAAAGUGAGCUCACCCUCUCAUGAAGAUCGUUACUGGACAAAUGCCUUUUAGGAUCAGAAUGUGAAACUGUGCUGCUACCCAGUUCAUUAUCCAGUUCCUAUAGAGGCUUUAGUUAACCUAAGCUAAUGGAUUUUGGCUUCUUAGCUAAUGACACCAUAUUGCUGAUGUUGUUUUUUCUUUCCUUUUUCUAAUCAAAACCAAGCAGAAGCAACUCACAUGAGUUUUAAAAGAAAUUCUUCUCCCUAAAACUUCAAAGAUGGUUUUAAAGGCAGUUUACUACAACAAUGUGCAUUUAUU
Molecule: messenger RNA, 3556 nt
Organism: Pundamilia nyererei
Lineage: Eukaryota; Metazoa; Chordata; Actinopteri; Cichliformes; Cichlidae
Gene: lcor
Product: ligand dependent nuclear receptor corepressor
Exons: 7
Coding region: 82-2166 (694 amino acids)
Biological process (GO): regulation of transcription by RNA polymerase II
Cellular component (GO): nucleus
Molecular function (GO): DNA binding
Source: RefSeq, a predicted model, not a curated record